Molecule: messenger RNA, 3050 nt
Organism: Carassius gibelio (silver crucian carp)
Lineage: Eukaryota; Metazoa; Chordata; Actinopteri; Cypriniformes; Cyprinidae
Product: guanine nucleotide-binding protein G(o) subunit alpha-like
Exons: 8
Coding region: 252-1316 (354 amino acids)
Biological process (GO): G protein-coupled dopamine receptor signaling pathway; adenylate cyclase-modulating G protein-coupled receptor signaling pathway
Cellular component (GO): heterotrimeric G-protein complex
Molecular function (GO): G-protein beta/gamma-subunit complex binding; GTP binding; G protein-coupled serotonin receptor binding
Source: RefSeq, a predicted model, not a curated record
GGAACUACAGGAUGAGAUGAGCUCGUGCUGGCUGUCACUGCCGCCGCCCAAUAGACACCCGCAAACCAGAGCGCGAGCAGGACGACCUCUUCCUAAUCAAGAGGCCGAAGUGUGCGCCUGUACCUGACCUAAAUUCGGCUUGGAUGCUUUAGCAACAAUCGUCAGACUGAGCAAGCGAGAGAGGAGAGAGCGUGGGACAGAGACGGAAAUUUGGGAUACAGCUCUCGCGCGCCCCGGCUCUCGGUCUUGCAAUGGGAUGCACGUUAAGUGCAGAGGAGCGCGCGGCUCUGGACCGGAGCAAAGCGAUCGAGAAAAAUCUGAAGGAAGACGGACUAAGCGCAGCCAAAGAAGUAAAAUUACUUCUUCUGGGCGGAGGGGAGUCGGGGAAGAGCACCAUCGUCAAACAGAUGAAGAUUAUCCAUGAAGAUGGCUUCUCUGGAGACGAUGUAAAGCAGUUUAAACCUGUGGUCUAUAGCAACACCAUUCAGAGUCUCGCCACCAUCUUGCGAGCAAUGGAAACUCUUGGUAUAGAGUACACAGACAAGGACAGAAAUGCAGAUGCUAAGCUUGUAUUUGAUGUGGUUAGUCGUAUGGAAGACACAGAGCCAUUUUCAACAGAACUGCUGGCUGCCAUGACGCGUCUGUGGACUGAUGCUGGAACUCAAUCUUGCUUUGGCCGCUCACGAGAGUAUCAGCUAAACGACUCCGCCCAGUAUUACCUAGACAGUUUGCAGCGCGUUGGAUCUCCAGAUUACCUCCCCACUGAACAGGAUAUUCUCCGAACCAGAGUCAAAACUACUGGCAUCGUUGAGACAAAUUUUUCCUUCAAGAACCUUAACUUUAGGCUGUUUGAUGUGGGGGGACAGAGAUCAGAGAGGAAAAAAUGGAUUCACUGCUUUGAGGAUGUGACCGCCAUUAUCUUUUGUGUGGCACUGAGUGGAUAUGACCAAAUGCUCCAUGAAGACGAAACAACGAACCGUAUGCAUGAGUCUCUGACGCUCUUUGACUCUAUAUGUAACAAUAAGUUCUUUGUUGACACAUCCAUCAUCCUUUUCCUAAAUAAGAAGGAUCUUUUUGGAGAAAAGAUUUCAAAAUCUCCACUGACUAUCUGCUUCCCAGAAUACACAGGCCCAAAUACAUUCGAAGCCGCUACUUCAUAUAUACAGGUUCAGUUUGAAAGUAAAAAUCGCUCUCCUAAUAAAGAAAUCUACUGUCAUCUAACCUGCGCUACAGACACAGGAAACAUCCAAGUGGUCUUUGAUGCUGUCACUGACAUCAUCAUCGCCAAUAACCUGCGUGGUUGUGGCCUCUACUGAGCACCGACUCCCCUUGUUACCCUUCGAAAUGGUAACAAGUGACUGAACUGACACCCCUGUGAUUUUGGCCAAGGCACUCCCUUAUUUAAUUUCACUCUAUCAAUUUUUGUCUUUUUUUCAGAAUAUUUAUACCUUAUUUUCCUAUGUAGUUUGUCAGUAAAUUGCUGGAGUAAAUACUGUAUGGGUUUGCAUGUAUAGUAAAAAUAUUAGUGUUUGGUCGGGCGUAGAUGCUUUAAGCCUGAGUGCAUGUGUGUGAGUGGAAGUCAUAACGAGUGAGAGUGUUUGCCAGUUGAUAACACACAAAGGUUCUCUGCUGUGUAAAAGACUUCUAAGUGCUGGCAUAAUCUAAUAAAAUGAUCUCAGAGUCCCAGAAGGAUCAGUGACUCUUGCAGGCUAAAGGUCUAAAAAUAUUGAGUGACUGAGAGCAAGAUAUAUCGUGAAUCAUUUAGAAGAGCUGAAUGUCAUUUCAGAAACUGAAUGUUGUCCAGGGGCAGCUCUUAAGUCCAAAGUUGUUUGGGACCUGGCAUCACCCCUUUUUGGGUCUCUGCUCACUGGCUUCAGGCUGUGCAAUAAAAUGCCUUUCAGCAAAUGAAGCCUCUUACAAAGUGUGAUGUUGACAACAUUCUCACUCAACAUGAGCACAAAUAGUUCCAAAUCUUUUCAGUUGUUCAUUUCUGUAUAAAUUAUUCUGUAGUUUAAUUAUUUAUAUAACUAUUUACAUAUUUUGUAUCGCCCCACACUUUGUGCACCCUAUCAGUGUCUGGCUAGGAAUACAAACAUACUAGCUUACAGACUUUAGAUGGAGAGCAGCAUAAAUAUUAAAGGGAUUCUCCACCCCAAAAUGAAAAUUUUGUCAUUAAUCACUUACCCCCAUGUCAUUCCAAACCCAUAAAAACUUUGUCUUUGGAAGACAAUUUAAGAUAUUUUGGAUGAAAACUGUUAGACUUGUGUCUGUCCCAUUCACUGCCAAGUAAAAUACACUGUAAAAGUCCAGAAAAGUAUGAAAGACAUCGUCAGAAUAGUCCAUCUGCCAUCAGUGGUUCAACCGUAACAUUAUGAAGUGACGAGAAUACUGUUUGUACACAAAGAAAACAAAAAUAAUGACUUUAUUCAAAAAUUGUCUCCUUUCUUUAUGUACAAACAGUAUUCUCGUCACUUCAUAAAAUUCAGAUUGAACCACCGAUGGCAGAUGGACUAUUCUGUCUUUCAUACUUUUCUGGACCUUGACAGUGUAUUUUACUUGGCAGUGAAUGGGACAGUCACAGGCCUCCCGGUUUUCAUCCAAAAUAUCUUAAAUUGUGUUCCCAAGAUGAACUAAGCUUUUACAGGUUUGGAAUGACAUGGGGGUAAUGGAUUAAUGACCAAAUUUUAAUUUUGAGGUGGAGUACCCCUUUGAGAUAGUAAUUCGGAUUCAUAUAUAACUGAAUUACUGGACGAUUGAGCUAUUGCUUCUUUUUAUCCCAGUCUCUUUAACUGAAGACAUAAUGACGUGUGAGAGUGUGUACAAAAGUGUGCGCGUGUGUAAUGCAUGCACACUCUUUAUUCAACCAUGUCCUGUUACUUAACCCAGAUUUUUGUUCCUCAUUUUCUCUGCUGUGGAAGGUUUUUUUUUUUUGGUGCAUUGAAUGUCCUCUUUUCCUCCCUUGGGGUCAUACUGACCUGUACUGCUGGGUUUAGUGUUCUGACCGACCAAUGAAAUGUUUACAUUAAAAAAAGAAAACACUUCAGCACCAA